Helicoverpa armigera (cotton bollworm) is the source of this 969-nucleotide messenger RNA. RefSeq lists its product as uncharacterized. The record is from RefSeq and is a predicted model, not a curated record. Lineage: Eukaryota; Metazoa; Arthropoda; Insecta; Lepidoptera; Noctuidae. Bases 148 to 888 code for a protein of 246 amino acids. The transcript is spliced from 2 exons.
UUAUAUUAUACCGCUUUUUCAUUGACACUUCACUGACAGUGACAGUUGUUUGUUGACUGUUAUUGUCGAGUCCUGAUAUUUUUUGUACAAAAAUAGAUCUCAAGUUGUUUUGGUUGUGUAACUCGUAAUUUAUUGUAAAUAACUGAAAUGAGGUGGAGUGAGAACGAGACAUAUCAGUUCGUAAAAAUAUAUCUCAGUCAUGAACUUCUGUGGAACCCUGAGCAUUCAGCGUAUAGGUUAAAAAAUAAACGGUUAAAAGCUUACAGAGAGAUUAUUGCCGAACUAAAUGAAACAACAGGCAUUUUGCUGAAUGAAACUGAGCUAAAAAUUAAGAUAAAGAAUCUUAGAUCGACUUAUAUGCAAGAAAUAGUGAAGAUAAAACAGCGGUCUAGCGCAGAAUGGGCGUACAAACCAAAUAUGAAAUGGUUUUCGGAAUGGCAUAAACGCUUCGGUGGCAUUAAGAAGCCAGUUGAAGAUUCUUCUACGUUUGACAGUCAAGAUUCAAUAGAUGAAACAAAUCAAAAAAUUUGGCUAUCAACAGAGGAUAACAUGGAAGAGGAGAUAUUAGAACCAUUCCCUGAUGAUGAGGAGUACACACUUAUUUUAAAAACAGAACCACGGGAUGUUCCACAUUUGAACGAAACCAGAUACCAAAAUAAAAAGAAAAAAAUAAAACACAGAAGGCCCAGUACAGAUUGUUCAGAGAGGACUUUUUCAGAAAGCAUAGACUCAAGUACGGACACAAAGGAGGAUGAAUUUGAUAUUUAUGGGAAGUAUAUUGCAUCACAACUAAGGAAGAUGGAUUUGCAGAAAGCUUUGAGAGUGCAGCUAGAGAUACAAAGUCUUGUGAGUGAAGCUAGACUAUCAGGUUUGAAUGGGAAGCAUUAAAAACUUAAGUCAGUCUUAUGAACCUACUUUUAGUUAACAAAGUGAUCCUGAAUUAUUGCACAAUGUUAUUUUAUAUUUUUC